Messenger RNA from Tarenaya hassleriana, 2209 nucleotides. RefSeq names its product transmembrane 9 superfamily member 5. Gene Ontology annotation, cellular component: membrane. Gene Ontology annotation, biological process: protein localization to membrane. Lineage: Eukaryota; Viridiplantae; Streptophyta; Magnoliopsida; Brassicales; Cleomaceae. The transcript has 7 exons. Bases 66 to 1838 code for a protein of 590 amino acids. The record is from RefSeq and is a predicted model, not a curated record.
UCUUCUUUGCAUUUUGCUCGUUCUCUGAAUCAGAAGCCGGGAAGCCGAAGAAGCGAGCAAAAUCCAUGGCUCCGUUUCUGGUUCAUCUGACAAUCCCACUGAUAUUGAUGUUCUGGUUCCGAUCCGGGUCUUCUUCUCCGUCGGAUCACCGGUACAAUGUCGGCGAUCACGUCCCUUUGUUCGUCAACAAAGUAGGACCUUUCCAUAAUCCAAGUGAGACGUAUCAAUACUAUGACUUGCCAUUCUGCCAUCCAGAGCCUGUGAUUUUGAAGCAGGAAACGCUUGGGGAAGUUCUGAAUGGUGAUCGGUUGACGAGUUCACUAUAUGAGCUGAAAUUCCGGGAGGAGAAAUCUGGUGCUGCCUUGUGCAGCAAGAGAUUUGCACCGAAUGAAGUUGCUAAGUUGAGAGAUGCUAUUGCACAAGAUUUCUACUUUCAGAUGUAUUAUGAUGAUCUUCCCUUAUGGGGAUUUCUCGGAAAAGUUGAAGGAGAUUACUUGGGCCGUGGAGAGAAGAAGCAUGAUAAGUAUUAUCUGUUUAAACACUUGCAGUUCAAUGUUUUGUAUGACAGAGACAGAGUUAUUGCAAUAAGAUCUUUCAGUGACCCAAAAUUUGUGGUGGACAUAUCGGAGGACUUGGAAAGUAAUGUUGAAUUCACCUACUCCGUUUUCUGGAACUCAACCUCAGAAUUGUUUGAGACAAGGAUGGACAAGUUCUCUCAGGCUGCAUUUCUUCCAAUCAGCCAGAAGAUUCACUGGUUGUCAUUUCUAAACUCGAUCAGUGUUCUAGUUCUGUUGAUUGGACUGCUUUCUUUGCUCUUCAUACGGCAUCUCAAGAAUGAUAUAAGAAGAUCCUCGAGUGGAGACGAAGAAGAAAAUAAGGAUGUCGGGUGGAAGCUCAUUCAAAGCAAUGUAUUCAGAUGUCCUCGAAAUAUGUCCUUGCUGUGUGCAAUCUUGGGAACCGGGACACAGUUACUGAUCUUGGUCUGCAUUUUAUUUGCACUAGCUUUUCUUGGUUUCUUGUGCCCCUAUAAUCGUGGAGCGACAUUCACUUCUCUUGUCAUCGGAUACACUUUAACAUCAGUUAUCUCUGGUUACACUGCCUCUUCAUUCCAUUGUCAAUUCAUGGAAAAUGGAUGGGAAAAAAGUGUCCGUCUUGCUGGGAUGCUGUACACUGUUCCUCUACUCGUUACGGGUUCAAUUCUCAACACUGUUGCCAUAACUUAUGGGGCAACAUCUGCACUUCCCUAUGGCACAAUAAUACUCAUCGUCUCCAUUUCUACUCUCGUGAACAUCCCAUUUCUCAUGUUGGGAGGGGUUUUAGGGCACCGUUUCAGAUCGGAGUUUCAACCUCCCUCAGCUGUGAAACGACAACCUCGAGAAAUUCCGUUGCAGAAUUGGUACCGGAGAAAGCCAUACCAAAUGUUCCUUGGAGGCCUUGUUCCUUUCAGUGCAGCUGUGCUCGAACUGCACCAGUUCUAUGGGAGCUUGUGGGGCUUCAAAAUAUACACCAGCCCCGGAAUUUUGUUUCUGACAUUGGUCAUACUCAUCUUGGUGACUGCAAGUGUUAGCAUCAUCUUGACAUACAUCCAGCUCUCUGGUGAGGAUCAUGAAUGGUGGUGGAGAUCUGUGUUGUGUGGCGGAUGCUUUGGCGUAUUCAUGUUCGGUUAUGGAGUCAUCUUCUAUCUAAGGUCCAACAUGAAAGGAUUUCUGCAGACGAGCUUCUACUUGGGUUUUAAUGCUCUGUUCUGCUAUGCCUUCUUCUUGAUUCUUGGAACCCUAAGUUUCUUCGCCUCUUGGACGUUUGUUCGCCGCAUUUACCGUUCUGUCAAGAGUGAAUAAGACUGCGGUUUGAAUCUCAUUGGAUGGCAAGGGAAAGAAACAGAUAAAGAGGGAAAGAACCACACUUUUCACGAUGAAGUUAUGGGAUCUGAAGAUGAACAGAACAGGCGAGAGGUACAACAAUGAGUCUAGGACGUGGUCUGGUCCUUUCUGUUGCCAAGAUUGGAAUCUUCUUUUGCAUCAGCUUCCUUAGGACAGUAACAUACUCCCACAGGAACUGGUAAAUUUCCAGAAAUGAGGGCUCGUGUCUCUAUUUCUAAAGAAGUUUUUCAUCUCAAAUUUUGCUGAAAAAGAUGGUUUAAACGGAGAAAUGAGUAGGGGUAUACUCCGAACGGGUACGGAGUUUGUACCCAGAUCUUUGGGUAACCGUA